Salvelinus fontinalis (brook trout) is the source of this 12522-nucleotide messenger RNA. RefSeq names its product argonaute RISC catalytic component 2 (gene ago2). Gene Ontology annotation, biological process: regulatory ncRNA-mediated gene silencing; regulation of DNA-templated transcription. The coding region runs from base 478 to 3144 and encodes 888 amino acids. Lineage: Eukaryota; Metazoa; Chordata; Actinopteri; Salmoniformes; Salmonidae. The transcript is spliced from 20 exons. The record is from RefSeq and is a predicted model, not a curated record. Gene Ontology annotation, molecular function: protein binding; RNA binding; endoribonuclease activity, cleaving siRNA-paired mRNA. Gene Ontology annotation, cellular component: RISC complex.
UUCUUCCUGUGAAUGGCAUUCGCCAGUGGUCAAAUUGAGUAAACAGACAUUUACAUUUGGUUGGUAACGUUACAACUAAUUUGUUGUCGCACGGUGUUAACAUGGCUUGAAUUAAAUAAAUGUAAUGCAUUUUGGUUGAUCCAUCUUCCCCUGGAUUUCGACAAGUUGUAAAAUAAAGACGGCCAAGGAAAGAGCGCGCGGGGAUAAUUGCGGGCUGUGCGUGUGACAUCACACAUAGCCAUUACUAGGUCCUCUCGGCAUUGCUCCGGUUUGUAUUUAGGGGGAUGGGGCCGUGCAGAGGAUGAUAGAGCUCUCAUGGUGUUGUACUUUAGUUCUUGGCUAAAUCCUCCCACUUCUUAACCGAACCACCCGCAUUGUUUUAUAUAUAGUACCCAUUCACGUAUGCACUUUGGCGACGUUUGACCGGAGAAAAGUGGAGUAUCCGUACGACCACGGUGCACUCUGAAAAGCUACAAAAUGUAUUCCAGUGGAGCUGCUGGAGCUGCUGAGAUGCUUGAACCACCUCACUCCUCGGGGUCAAUUGGCCCUGACCCCUCUGAUCCAGAUCCCCCGUCUCCCCCAGUGCCAGAGUAUGUGUUCAAACCCCCCUCGCGGCCAGACUUUGGCACCAUGGGCAGGACAAUCAAACUGCAGGCCAACUUCUUUGAGAUGGAGAUCCCCAAACUGGAGGUCUACCACUACGACAUUGACAUCAAGCCAGAGAAAUGCCCCAGAAGGGUCAACCGUGAAAUUGUGGAGCACAUGGUACAGCACUUUAAAACGCAGAUCUUUGGGGAUCGAAAGCCAGUGUAUGACGGGAGGAAGAAUCUCUACACAGCCAUGCCCUUACCUAUAGGCAGGGAAAAAGUGGAGCUGGAGGUGACCAUCCCAGGCGAGGGGAAAGACCGGAACUUCAAAGUGGCUAUAAAGUGGGUGUCCUGCGUCAGUCUGCAAGCUCUUCAAGAAGCCCUGUCUGGACGACUGCCAAACAUCCCCUUUGAGACCAUCCAGGCCCUGGACGUGGUCAUGAGACAUUUGCCCUCUAUGAGGUACACCCCCGUCGGACGUUCUUUCUUCACCCCUUCAGAGGGAUGCUCCAACCCCCUGGGCGGGGGCAGGGAGGUCUGGUUUGGGUUCCACCAAUCGGUUAGGCCUUCCCUGUGGAAGAUGAUGCUAAACAUUGACGUGUCGGCCACCGCCUUCUACAAGGCCCAGCCUGUGAUUGAGUUCAUGUGUGAGGUUUUGGAUUUCAAAAGUAUCGAAGAACAACAGAAACCCUUAACCGACUCCCAGAGAGUAAAGUUUACCAAGGAAAUCAAAGGUAAUCAUUCAUUACCAGGUCUGAAGGUUGAGAUCACUCACUGUGGUCAGAUGAAAAGGAAGUACAGAGUAUGUAAUGUGACCAGAAGACCAGCCAGUCACCAGACGUUUCCACUGCAGCAGGAGAAUGGCCAGACCAUAGAAUGCACAGUAGCGCAGUACUUCAAAGACAAGUACAAACUCAUACUGCGCUACCCCCACCUCCCCUGUCUACAGGUUGGACAGGAGCAGAAACACACCUACCUCCCCCUCGAGGUCUGUAACAUAGUGGCUGGCCAGCGGUGCAUCAAGAAGCUGACCGACAAUCAAACGUCCACUAUGAUCCGUGCCACAGCCCGAUCGGCACCAGACCGUCAGGAAGAGAUAAGCAAACUGAUGAGAAGUGCCAACUUUAACAAUGAUCCUUACGUGCGUGAGUUUGGGGUGAUGGUGAGGGAUGAGAUGACCGAGGUGAACGGCAGAGUCCUCCAGGCCCCAUCCAUCCUCUACGGAGGGCGGCAGAAUAAAGCAAUAGCAACUCCCAUCCAGGGAGUGUGGGACAUGAGGAACAAGCAGUUCCACACUGGCAUAGAGAUCAAGGUGUGGGCCAUCGCCUGCUUCGCCCCACAGAGACAGUGUACUGAACUCCUGCUCAAGGCGUUCACAGACCAGCUGCGUAAGAUCUCUCGCGACGCGGGGAUGCCCAUCCAGGGCCAACCCUGUUUCUGUAAGUACGCUCAGGGGGCGGACAGCGUGGAGCCCAUGUUCAAACACCUGAAGUACACCUACCAGGGCCUGCAGCUGGUGGUGGUCAUCCUGCCUGGGAAGACGCCCGUCUAUGCUGAGGUGAAGCGUGUUGGUGACACGGUGCUGGGCAUGGCCACCCAGUGUGUCCAGGUAAAGAAUGUUCAGAAAACCACUCCCCAGACCCUCUCUAACCUCUGCCUGAAGAUCAACGUCAAGCUGGGCGGGGUCAACAACAUCCUCCUCCCACAGGGCAGGCCCCUGGUGUUCCAGCAGCCAGUCAUCUUCCUGGGUGCUGAUGUCACUCACCCUCCUGCUGGAGAUGGGAAGAAACCCUCCAUCGCUGCAGUGGUGGGGAGCAUGGACGCCCACCCCAGCCGCUACUGUGCCACGGUGCGGGUGCAGCAGCAUCGCCAGGACAUCAUCCAGGACCUAGCCACAAUGGUCAGAGAGCUGCUCAUCCAGUUCUACAAGUCCACCCGCUUCAAGCCCACCCGGAUCAUCUACUACCGCGACGGCAUAUCUGAGGGCCAGUUCAACCAGGUUAGACUUGAGGUGCUCCAACAUGAGUUACUGGCGAUCCGUGAGGCCUGCAUCAAACUGGAGAAAGACUACCAGCCCGGUAUCACCUUCGUGGUGGUGCAGAAGAGACACCACACUCGACUGUUCUGCAUGGACAGAAACGAGAGGGUUGGUAAGAGUGGCAACAUCCCUGCAGGCACCACAGUGGACACCAAAAUCACUCACCCAUCGGAGUUUGACUUCUACCUGUGUAGCCACGCUGGCAUUCAGGGGACCAGCCGACCAUCCCAUUACCACGUGCUGUGGGACGACAACCAUUUCACCUCGGACGAGCUGCAGGUGCUAACCUACCAGCUGUGCCACACCUAUGUGCGCUGCACCCGCUCUGUGUCCAUCCCAGCACCAGCCUACUACGCCCACCUGGUGGCAUUCCGUGCCCGUUACCACCUGGUGGAUAAGGAGCAUGACAGUGCGGAGGGCAGUCACACGUCGGGACAGAGCAAUGGGCGUGACCAGCAGGCUUUGGCCAAGGCAGUUCAGAUCCACCAGGACACACUGCGCACUAUGUACUUCGCCUGAAGCAUCAGGGGCGGACAUUGGUGAGACAGACCCAACAGGGAAGAAGCCUUCUCUCCUCCCACCUAACCCCCUUACUGUAUCAGGUGUGGGCGUUAAGUGGGUUUGUCAUCUUGUCUCUCCCCGCCAGUAAGGGGGAAUGAUACCAAACAAAUUAGGGAGGGUUUCUUUUCCAAAAUGUCCACAAUUAUUUUCAAACAUGCAUACAAAACCGCUUUCUCCCCCCCUUCCUGGCCUAACCCUGGUCAUUCUAAGGUAGUACUAUGUAAAAUGAUUACUCAGAAAUGGGUUGUGGUGGAGUGGACUCCUUUAUUUUACAUGUUGUACAUUUGUUUGUAUUUGUAAAUGUGGGGGGAGAUACAUUUGUAUUACUUUUCUUUACACUGACAGUUGGAAAUACUUGUAUCAAACUAAGGGGCAGUAUCAUCACACUUUGGUGUUCAGACACUAUACAGUUUUCUGACGGGGUCUCCAGGGUUGAAAGGAGGUGGGGAUAUCAAAGACGAGAACGGUCCGAUAGGUUUAUAAUCAUUCUUACUCUUCACAACCUUUAUUUAUCAGCCAAUCAAAGCAAAGUGCACUGACCAGGACUUAAGUACACAAGUACUUAACAUGUUGUCUUUUCAUUUGUAUGUACUAUGAAUUUAACAGGCUUGGAUACAGUACCAGCCUCAGAGUAUUUGUCCUCCAACACUGGUGACCAACAUGUUUUUAUGCUGCAUCUGAUGACCGCUAAGCAAGUAAUUUUUGUAUUAGAUUUUCAUUAGACUUUGAAACUGUUAACACUUAUUUUUUAUCAAGACUUAUACAAAUUAAUAAUAUGAAAUUGUAACGACAGCUAUUUUUGCUGUCUUGCCUUUUACUUGGACUGGGUUGUUUUGUCAAUCUAUGGCCAGUGUGGCCAGCGAAUAGAUUUACUAAUAGAAUGGGACUGGUUCCCAACAGACACCUUUUGUGUUCUCUGAGCCACAUUACAUGUGAAGACAUCUACAUUGGGGGGGGGGGGUCAAGUCUCUUGAAAUGAAAUCUGUUGUCUCCUUUUAGUGUCCCCCUUUCAUGUAAUCUAUUAUUUUAUGAAUUUGUACAUAGAUGACUUACACGUUCGAUUUAGGCAUUUGGAUAUGUUAACCCUAUCUAGUUUUCUUUAGGCUUUUAUGGCAGCGAAAUGGUUUUCUCCCUACUGGGGGGGAGGGGGGGGGGGGGUGGUUGUAAUGCUGUCAUCUUGUAGUACAGUCGUUGAUGUAUGAAUCGGUAGAGUGAAGCCUGUGAUGUCAGUGUCACACGUGUAGGGACUGGACUGAAGAUGAGGUGGGGUUCUAUUGGGGGACAAAUGUUCCAGAGACUGCUAGAUAUUUUCUCUUUGUUAUUCCUCUGUAAAAAAGGGAGCAAUUAUGCUAUUCCACUAGUCAAGCAAAGUUUUUUUUUUUUUUUCGUCAAGUAGUUUAAUUGUGGGCUUUGUAUCAUAGCCUCGUGGGAUAUAGGGUAUAUUUUGAAUACGCUUUUAGAAGAGAAUGCUAAAAUUAUGAUAAUAGAAGGAAUUUUUCAAAACGAUUGUCCGGUAUGUAGUUAUAAAGAAUAAAAAAAUAAAAAUAAAUUUUAUGCAGAGCUUGCAUGCAGAAAUUGUAAUGCCUUCCAAAAUGUUUUUUUAUUCCCUUUUCUGUUCUCCUUAGUAAUGACAUUUUAGCAGGGGUUUUUCAUAUAGCCUAGAUUGGCUGGCUUUUAUCUCGCUCUUUUCUAACUAUGCAUUGUUUUUAACCAAGAGAUUUUAGCAGUGACCUUUCCCAAAUAGGAAUUUAGGACAUUUGUAGAGUAGUUUUUUGUUGCUUGGUGCGUUUUAAUAACGUUUGUAGUGCUUCUUCCCUAGACCUUUGUAAUGUUAUGAGGGGUUGUGUUGUCGUCAUUUGUAUUGUAUAUUUGAUAGUACAAAAAAUCGGUAUAUACUUUGUAGAACACACAUCACUCUUCUUAGCCAAACAAGAUUACACAUUUUAUACAAAAUUCAUGUCCUAAAGAAACUGAAGCACAAGAGACCAUUUUUAAUUCCAGGUGCUCGACUUUCUCUUUCACGAAUGUCACCUUAAAUCUCAAUGGACUUGUCCAAGAUGCUCUUCACUUGCCAUAAGUAUGGUAAUAGACGCUGAAGUGGUUUUGAAUACCUUUUAUUAUUAUUUUUCUCUACCUUAAUGACAUUCAUUUCUCAUUACCUUCAAAGUCAUCCGAAGUCCGACUGACUGUGGAGCAUUCUUAAAAAUCAAGUACUUGAUAUUUACUUGUUUUUUCUUUUCUUUGCUGGUCUCGCGAUUUGUAAAUUUGGAUACAUUUUUGAUUAUAGUGAACAUAAAUUCCAUUGAUUGGUCAAGCCAAGCAGGAAACCCGGACAUACAUUAUGUGCAAUUGUGUUGAAAUGGCUGUGUGUUCUACCUCUUGUUACCUGUUCAAGUGUUAUGGUAACGUCACACUGUUGGUCAUUUCUUCAUAAUUACACAGGAUAUUAUAUCUGAUAGGCAUCGUUUAAAUCUUACCUUGUCAUGUGUUUAAACCUUUGUCAUGAAUGACAGUCAGUGAACCUGCGUUCUGUAAUCAUAGUUUCAUAGUUCUUGUGUGAUAUCUUAAAGCUUGUUCAAGAUGUUUCCAAAACAAACAAAAAAAGUGGUUUGAGAACAAAUUAUUUGAUCGUAACGAGCUUUUUAUUUUAAUUGUUUUAUGCGCCAAUGCAUUAAUUUUUAGCACCUCAUUGCAUAUCUUUGGAGAUAGAUGGUGUUGCCUAAAAGACUGUUGUAAGCAACAUGUUGGUAAAGCCAAGGCUAACAAUUUAGCUGCUCACCCACAAUUUGAUGAUUAGUAUUGUUCAUUGACAUCUUUCUUUUAAGCUAUUUGCUUAAUACUUUUGAAUAUGCAACAUGCUCUGCUCCCAUAGAUACACAUGGGGUACAUAGAACGGCAUCUCCCAUGUUGCUUUAAUUGGGUUCUUUGAAUGCAGUGAUUGAAUGAAAUAUUGUUGUUUUUGGAAUGCAUCGUCUUAGCUCCCCUCAUUGUCUCACAUUUGAUUCAUGUUUGCUACGGUCAACUCAACAGAUGGCAGGUUUUAGUUAAUACAGUUCAAGUAGACAUGAUUGAUAACAUGAGUUGUUGCUGUGGAAACGGAUCAAGCAUAACUUGUUGUAGGGUGCACUGGUCAAAACAGCAUGUUUGCUUGUCCAUUGAAUUGUGAACAUUCUCCUUUCAAUAUGGCUAAAGUGAAACUUUUCAUACUACCGUUUUUCAUCCGUUUUCCCUAACUGAAGUCUGCCUCACCUUUUGUUCAUCCUAAACUUGUUUCUUGGGAGAUGUGGUCAUGUUACUGCUUAUUUGUGUUUUAAGUUACUUAUUUAUACACAGCACCUUGGAUUAUACCAGACCUGUACAGCAUUGCUUUUCCUGAAAAUAUCCAAAACAUUUAAUAAUGUUAUUUUGCACUAAAAUAAAAACCAUUUUGGAGCUGUAGUCUAGUCACUAGUUUGUCUGAGAGAAAAUGAGACCAGAUCAGCUGGGUUAUAUGAUGCAUCAUGAGUCUCAAUACCAGGCUAGUUUGUCUGAGACCAUACCAAGUCAUUGCAUUGACAACUAGUCCCAGAUUACACACACAUCAAAUUGUAUUGGUCACAUACACGUGUUUAGUAGAUGUUGUAGCAAAAUGCUUGUUCCUAGCUCCAACAGUGCAGUAAUAUCUAACCAUUUCCCAACGUAUACCCAAUACACACACAUCUAAGUAAGGAAUGGGAUUAAGAAUGUAUACAUGUACAGACGAGCAAUGUCAGCGGCAUAGACUGAGAUACAGUAUAUACAUAUGAGAUGAGUAAUGCAAUAUAUGUAAACAUUAUUAAAGUAGCCAGUGAUUUCAAGUCUGUGUAUAUAGGCAGCAGCCUCUGUGCUAGUGAUGGCACACGUGCACUAAGCCAGACAUUCAGAUGGUUACACCUAGGCCUGUUUGUCGAGAGGGUUUCUCCCAGCCAGCAUACAGUGGGGAUUCACUGAAAAGAAUGCCUUUUUAACGUCUUCGUCAUAUAAAUAACUGCCACUGGGUUGUGAUUGAAUCUCCUCCCAGAAGAGGGUGCUAUUCAUAAUUUAUUCUAUUAGUUUUGAGCUUUUGUAUUUCUAUGGCCAUGAAAAAGUUGAGGGAAAACCAUAUGCAAAACAAUAGUCGAAACUGACAUUUAUCUUACCAUGUAUUAGGAUGAUGGGUAGACGUCUGAUAGUUGGAACAGUCUGAUUGUAUAUCUUACUGGUUGUGUAGCUAUAGUCUGAUGCCAAAGUAGUGUGUGUGUGGAAAAAGGGUCCAGCAAGUUGGUGGUUAAAUGUAUUACCUGCGUCGUUGUGGUCGCCAGAAUUAGAGAAGUCGGAGGCAUCAAAGAAUGUGGCAGAAUUAGUAGCAUAUCCGUAUGUAGGAGUUGACUGCACACCUUUUUUGAUCAGAGAACACCUAGCUAUAUUUAAGCAAUAAAGCACGAGGGGGUUUGGUAUAUGGCCAAUAAACCACAGCUAAGGGCUGUUCUUAGGCACAACGCAUUGCGGAGUGCCUGGACACAGUUCUUAGCCAAGGUAUAUUGGCCAUAUACCACAAACCCCCGAGGUGCCUUAUUGCUAUUAUAAACUGGUGACCAAGGGGCGGCAGGUAGCCUAGUGGUUAGAGCUUUUUAGCCAGUAACCGAAAGGUUGCUGGAUCGAAUCCCCGAGCUGACAAGGUAAAAAUCUGUCUUCUGCCCUUGAACAAGGCAGUUUAACCCACUGUUCCCUGGUAGGCUGUCAUUGUAAAUAAGAAUUUGUUCUUAACUGACUUGCCUAGUUAAAGGUUACAUUUAAAACCAAUGUAAUUAGAGCAGUAAAAAUAAAUUGUUGGCAUACCCAUGGUCUGAUAUACCGCGGCUGUCAGCCAAUCAGCAUUCAGGGCUGGAACCACCCAGUUUAUAAAACGAUUAGUCUUUGUCAGUCAAAUCAGGAAUGUACGCAAGUGAGAUACAGUUGCCAUCAUCCGUAAAUGGUAUGUGUAUUUGGUCUUGUACAAAAUAACAUUAAAAUCAUGCACAGACUAGUUAGUAAUUAGUUAGUAAUUAUUGCAUCGUGGGCUCAGGCGCUUUUCUGGGGGAAAGACCGUGAAUAACAAGUAUGUUGAUGGGGGUGUUUUCUUGUAUUAGAAGGCAUAUCAUGUUAAUAGAUAAUUGGAACUUUACAUUGUAGUCCCAAGCCCUUGCAGGAAAAGGUGCUCUUCAUAUAAGGCUGAGACUACAAGUCCUAACAGAUGGUCUUUGUAUUAUCAAUAUUUUUGAUUAAAUCGAUGUUGAGCAUUUGCCACCUGAUUUUGUACUGUCUGAGUAUUUGUGGAAAACAAAUAUCAAUAACUAAAGGUUAUGAAUAAUAAUAGUAUUGUCUUAUACAUAAAAUGACAAUAGAUCCAAUAUUUAUCUUUAUCAUGCUUAUUUGAGUUGUUGGAGUGUGUUUGCAUGACAUUUUCAAAGGUAUUUGAGAUGGUUUAGCUUCUCCAUUGCUUAGCUUUACCCUGUAGUAGUUUUCGCUUGUAUAGCUUUGAUUUGGGCAGAACAUUGCCUAGAUGGGCUGAGAGUAGUAUAGGCUGGCUUUUCUAUCUUAUCCAGCUAAGGUAAUGGCUCCUGUAUUACAGAGGAAAGUGAACGCAAACAAUGUAAAUUAUAAAGCGGGUGCUAUCUGUGUUGAAACUAUUUUAUACUGUGGGCAAACAAAAAUAUAAAAUCGGAUGUGUGUACAGAAAUGCCGCUCUCCUUUACCCAUCUUCCCUUGAAGGUCUACAUUUGAAAUAACAUCCCUGUUUAGUAGAGUAACUUAUUUUCUUAACUCACAUGUAACAAUGAAUGUACCUAAGGCCAGUGUAUUUGUAAUAUUAAGUUGUAUCCACCUGUAAUAUAUGCUUGUAUCCAUAACUUUUUAUUAUUUUUAUGCAUGCUCAUUAGCUUCAGUCCACAAACCUUAAACUGAUUGACUUUAUCCCACUUUCAGGAGCCAAACUUCAGUCUUUGUUUUCCUAAGUUCCUUAGCAUAGGCUAACAUCACAUAUUGUCAAAUAAUUAAUUCCUCUUCAGUCAUCACAUUGAAUAAGAGUAAGAAACUGAGUAUAGUCUCAUACAUCUUGUUCAUCAGAAAGCAAAAUUUAAUAAUUAUGAUUUCUUAGUUAGCUUUCAAAUGUAUCACGGGAACAUUUAGACUUCUAUAAAAUUAAAACAUUUUUGCUAAAUAAUGUCACACUGGCGCAACCAUCGGUCCGUUUUAUAUUUUUUUCCUUUGUGUGAGGUGUUGUGUGGUUUUUGGCUUAUGCUAGUCUUGGUUCUGAUAUUCCACUACAGUACACACUAGAUAGUUUUAUGGAAAAUGACUAAUGCUGUCUCAGGCAACUAAUCCAACAUUUCAUUUUGUGUUGACACCUUUCUUGGAAUGUCUGCAAAUGUCAAAGUUCUUAAGAUACUUAUGAUCUCUAACAUGUCCUGCUAUGAUGAGCGUCCCAUAUCUGUCUUCUCUCCCCCUUGAGUAAACGGCACGAUUGUUUUAUAGUAUUCUUUGGUUGAGCUGAUUCCAAGCAUUAGGCCAGGAUUGUCGUCAUGCCAAGCUUGACCCCCUAUGAUCCACAGUGAUGCGAUCCUAUUUAAAUAGAGAACAGAGCCUUCAUAGCGCUUCACCAAACUAAUGCCAUAUAUGUGCAUUUAACAUGGAUAUGUUAUAUCCUUCUGAAAGAAUUGAGGGCUUCAGAAUGUCUUGGCUUUUUAUAUACCAACUUAGUAAACUACCUCAAAACGGUCUCGGGUGCUAGUGUUUAUCCCUAAUUUAUGACGAAGACAAAAAUCAAUUGUAGUGACCAAACAACAUAAGCCAAUACUGUGUAUUAGAUAGACAUUAUUUUACAUCCCAAAAAUAUAUUACAGAUUAACUUUACAUACUAAAACAUACUAAAUGUCUAAGUUCAAAGGACCAAAUUUUGUAAUUGCAGUUCAAGUCUCAGUGUUAUUAUAUAUGCAUGCGAGUCCUCUUUUUUUUUUUGAUAUAUAAAUAUAGUGAUAACAAACAUCACCAAUGAACGCUUAGCUAGCAGAAACUGAGUUGGCAGUUGUUCGCGUAGCAAUAUAAGCUGUAGUCAUGACUGGAUGAUAUAUUGACGUGCCAAUCGAAUGGCUAUUUAUUCGUCCAUCUAAUCACUUACUAUUCCUGCUAUAAGUUUUUGGUAGUAUUAAAUAUAAAUAAUGGGCUGCAGAUGGAGAGAGACUUCUCAAUGGGAUGAUGUAUGCAGAGCAAUAACUACUGAAUUCCAAGCUAAGGUUGUGAUUUGCUUGACUAGGUGUAAUGCAAGUCUCACCUGGUGAGCUACAUGAACCCUGCCUUGUGAUCUAGAGUCGACUACAGCAGGCCUCCGACUCGGUGGCGUCUUUCAUUCAGCCUUUAAGAGAUGACAAGGAUGUCUAAUAAAUGGAAUGUACUUGUAGCUUAGCAAACAAAUGGUCCACAGUUAAAGCUUUCUAAGGGUCUGACACAAUCUGCAUCUUUAAGUGAUUUUAUUUCAUUUUUUUGUUGUUGCCCUUUACCAGUUUUAAUCUGUUCUUACACCCAGAAAAAGGAAAAUAACUAUCAAACUAUUAAAUAUCCACAUUUGUAAUGUUUUAGAUGAGGCUAAUAUAUGUAUUUUUGCAUGCUACAUUUUACGAAGUGAAUACAUUUGAACUACACUUUCCUCAAUGUUUUGUACAUUGUGACAUGAUAUACAGAUGUAGCCUACUGGCAUAUUUCAGUCACUUAAGAUAAUCUGAUAGCCCAAUGGAAAGGUACAAAAAAGGUAUGGAAAUGAAAUUCCAAUUCUCUGUUAUUGUCAUCUGAUCUGAAAACAUCACAUGUUUUUAUGGUGUUGUGUGCCUUUUUUAGAGAUUAAUUUUCUACCUAUCAUAUUUGAGUUGCUCACCCAUAUUUGAUUUACAGCACCACAUAAAAUAAUUUCCACAUUAUCAUGCAGCCUUGAGUGAAGACGCUGCAUAGAAUGAUCAGUGUUUGUGUUUUGCACUUUCAAAGCAGUUAAAAAAAAUGCCCGCUUAAGGCUGGGCAGACAGAAAAAUUAAUAAAACACAAGGUAUUUUAUGCUAUCAAUAUGAAUAAUAUGACUGAAGAGCUUUUCUAAAAAGGUAAAGAUAUAUAUUCACGAAGUACCUCAUAAGCCUGACAAAUGCUGCAUUUACUUUUCUCAUUUUUUAUUUUGUCUUCAUAUUGUCCAAUAAAAUGUAAAUAUCCCCUCUAGGAGGUUUGAUUGUCACAAGGCUGUGCAUAUGCCAUGCAAAACCAGUUCACUGUCAAAACAUUUAAAUGGUAUUUUCAGAACCUGAAGCCAAAAUAAAUGGUUGUGAGAUUGUCAUGAAUGCACUUUUCUUAAAUACAUUCAUCAUCAUUCUAAAUUGUAGCUACAUACUUUCCAUGUUUUGCUUGUUAGGAUGCUGUGAGUGUCCAAAGAACCCAAAAAAUUGGUUUCAGUCACUGAGGAAUUCAUGUCACUUUCCAUCAACAAAACUAUGGCGACUCCAUACUGUUCAACGUGACUGUUGACUCCGGUAUUGCCAUGAAAGGGCUGUAUCUGCAACUGUUUGUCCUCCCCAUCUUAUUCUCCCACACCUUUGUCUUAAGAUAGCCUUAGAACUUCAAAUGGGGUACCUUCUAGUAUAUUUGGCCUUAAGUACAAAAUUAUGCACUAGAAUCCACACCUUGAGAAACCAUGUCAUGCAUGCGCCAUUGCCACAUAUCUACCUCCUAUGAAUGUAAGUGUCCUGGAGUUGCAGUCACCUGAUUUUAAUUUGUUAUGUUACGCUUCUUCUUUUUUAUGACAAUCAUCCUUGAAUUAUCAAUUAAAUACUUUUGAAAAGCCCUACAUUUCCUUAUGUCUUGACUUUUCACAGUAAACACUAUCCAGGACAUACCAUUUCUGUUUGAACCCGUCAAGGAUUGUUUUUCUUUAAAUGUCAAUGUACGCCAUUGAGGAGUAAAGUGACCAAAUACUCUUUGCAAAGGCAGUCCUGCACAGUACAGUGAACUCAAACCUCCCUCGCGUGUCAUUUAGAUUUUCAGAGUUUACUCUACCACAUGCCAAAACUGAAUUUGCUGUCAUCUAUCAUGGAAAGGUCUUUUUGGUGCUGGUUUAUUUGUUCGAUCCACUGCUAAGCAGCUGCUCCUUGUUAUAGUUGUUGUCGUAAAGUGUCAGUUUUGAUUUCUAUUACUUUUUUGUUAACAAUUAUGAUUACAAACACGAGAGAUGCUGUAAAACCCUGAUAGAAAAUGUGAAUACGUUUCACUUAAUAUAGUUAACUCUGGCUUGACUGUAAAUUGCAUUAAUUCAUAAAAAUAUCAAGUUUC